UCAGCCCGAGGCCACCCCCAGCCCGCCGCUGCCCAGUCCCAGCCGCCCUCCCAGAUCCCUUCCCGUACUGCCUCGCGCAUGUCCGAGGCCGCGACCUCGCAGAAGCCAAAGACGAUUGGUGGCUUCAUUGAAGAGGACGAUGACGAAGACGAGGAAGAGCAAGACCAAGGCACAGGCACAAACGGUUCGCUCGCUCAGACUCCUGUGCAGCAGCAACAGAAUGUACAAGCCGUAUAUAACCCUCCUCCUACUGAUCUACUUGAACAAGACCAUGCCCCUUCUGCUAUUCCCACACAAGGUGCUUCUGUCCAAGCCCAGGCCCUGCCGCAGUCCAAUGCUCCUGUUCCUUCUGCUCAAUUCCCUUCUUCAUCUUCUGCUGCCCAGUCAAAGCCCCGCUUGCCUCAGGACCGUGUCGGUCAGUUGGAGGACAGGAUCGCCGACGAUCCAAAGGGUGACGUUGAUGCUUGGCUUGACUUGAUUGCUCUGCACAGAUCCAAGAACAAGCUCGACGAUGCUCGUAACGUCUACGACCGCUUCUUCGACGUCUUUCCCACGGCUGUAAGUUCCUCGUCCUCUGUCUCUCCACCAACUCCAGCUAACGAGUCUCGANNGGCCGAACAAUGGGUCGCCUACGCGCUCAUGGAGCAAGACCAGGACGACUUCCUUCGCUUGGAGAACAUCUUCAACAUGGCUCUCCUCAAAAACUACAACGUGCAGCUCUGGGGCAUUUACCUCGACUACAUCAGACGUCGCAACAAUGUCAUGACCGACACGACAGGCCAGGCUCGCCAGACUAUUACUCAGGCGUACGACUUUGCCCUCAACCUGAUCGGCAACGACAAGGAUUCUGGAAGCAUGUGGCAGGACUACAUCAACUUCAUCAAGUCGGGUCCCGGUAAUCCUGGUGGAAACGGCUGGCAGGACGCCCAGAAGAUGGACCUCUUGCGCAAGGCUUACCAGCGUGCCAUUACUGUUCCCAUGCAGGCCACCACCAGCUUGUGGAAGGAGUAUGAUUCGUUCGAGAUGGGCCUUAACAAGAUGACGGGUCGCAAAUUCCUCCAGGAAAAGUCGCCCGCUUACAUGACCGCCCGCACUUCGUACAACAUCCUCCAGAAGAUUACUCAGGACCUGAAGCGCAGAACGGUCCCGACUCUGCCCCCUGCACCCGGCUGCGAGGGCGAUGACGAUUAUCAACACCAAGUCACCAUCUGGCAAAACUGGGUCGAAUGGGAAAAGGAGGAUCCGCUUGUUUUGAAAGAGGAGGAUGUCAAGGCCUAUCGCGACCGCGUUCUCUACGUUUACAGACAAGCUACCAUGGCUCUUCGCUUCUGGCCCCAAAUCUGGUACGACGCUGCCGAGUUCUGCUUCGACAACGACAUGGAGACCGAGGCGACCGACUUCNNCCUCACCCAAGGUGCUGCAGCCAACCCAGAGAGCUGCCUACUUGCUUUCACACGUGCCGACCGCAUUGAGCAGACCAUGCCUGUCGAAGACGGCGAGGAAAGCCUCGUCCGCCGUGGCGACGCGGUCAAGGAGCCCUACGACAACUGCCUGAACGCAUUGUACGCCCUGAUCGAUAAGAUCAAGGCGCGUGAGCCCAAGGCCAUUGCCCAAAUCAGAGAGUACUACGAGUCUCUACCUCCGCUGUCUCGCGAACCCACCCCUGAAGCCAGAGAUGAUGACGAUGAGGAUGACUCGAAGGACAGACCUGCUGCAAACUCCAGAGAAGCCGAGGAGAAGAGACAGGUCGACGAGGUGCAGAAGAAUACUGCAGCUCAAAUCAAAACCGUCUCGAAAACACUGUCUUUUGUCUGGAUUGCUCUGAUGCGUGCGAUGCGUCGUAUCCAAGGAAAGGGCAAACCUGAUGCGCCCGUGGGAGGUCUUAGAAACGUCUUUGCUCUUGCGAGGAAGAGAGGUCGCAUCACCAGCGAUGUCUAUGUCGCAACCGCACUUAUUGAGUAUCACUGUUACAAGGACCCGGCAGCAACCAAGAUCUUCGAACGUGGCAUGAAGCUGUUCCCCGAGGACGAGCUCUUUGCCAUGGAAUACCUCAAACACUUGAUCGCCACUAACGAUGUCACAAGUAAGCGUUUCUAUUCCUUUGAUUAUAUGAUUCAUACUGAUGAUUUCUGCNNAGACGCUCGUGCUGUCUUUGAGACUACUGUUUCCAAGCUCUCGGCCAAAUCCGAGAACGUCGCCAAAACUAAGCCUCUCUUCCUCUUUAUCCACGAGUACGAGUCCAACUAUGGCGAACUUGCACAGAUCACAAAGCUUGAGAAGCGCAUGGCCGACCUCUUCCCCGAAGACCCUUCUCUCGUCCGCUUCGGCCACCGCUUCAGAAUUCCCACCUUCGAUCCUUGUACGGUCCGCACAAUCAUUAGCCCCAAUGCUCAGACAAGACCCAAGGGCUCAGAAUCAGCUAUGCCCACCACAGAAAUUGAGCCAGUGCCCAAUCCUGCCGUCCUGUCUGCCGUCACCGGCUAUGUACAGUCGCCCAAGCGCCCGCUCGACAAUGCAGACUCUGAUGCCGAACAACCUGCACGCAAGCUCGCCCGCGGCGAGUCUCCGCUCAAGGGCGCUGCAGGUCGUCGCCAACAACAACGACAGCGUGCAGAGGGCUACGGCUCACAAGUGGUUGCCCCACCACCCAAGCCUCUUCCCAGGGACAUCACUCUCCUUCUCAGCAUGAUUCCCAAUGCUUCCACAUAUCCCGCCCAGGCGAGACUGAACCCUGAGAGCAUGGUUGCCCUGAUCAGAGGCAUCGAUCCCAGCAGAGCCAUGGUGCAGGGUGGUGGAUAUGGAGGUGGCUAUAACUAUGGCCGCUGA
Messenger RNA from Aureobasidium uvarum, 2826 nucleotides. NCBI's taxonomy places the organism in Eukaryota, Fungi, Ascomycota, Dothideomycetes, Dothideales, Saccotheciaceae. The record is from the annotation of a GenBank genome assembly.